Chaetura pelagica (chimney swift) is the source of this 1749-nucleotide messenger RNA. RefSeq names its product family with sequence similarity 149, member B1 (gene FAM149B1). The record is from RefSeq and is a predicted model, not a curated record. Gene Ontology annotation, biological process: cilium assembly; protein localization to cilium. Bases 1 to 1749 code for a protein of 582 amino acids. The transcript has 14 exons. Lineage: Eukaryota; Metazoa; Chordata; Aves; Apodiformes; Apodidae.
AUGGGGAAAGUCACGCCAAGUUCUACUUCUUGUUGCAGACAAGGACUCCCCAAACACGCCCUGCGGCAUCACCCGCUGCCCGAGCCCCGAGCUGAGCUGUGCCCAGCUGCACCCAGGCUGGGAAAACAUGGAGAGUGCUCCAGGGAGCCUGAAACCUGGAAGGAAUCUGGUAGCCCUCCUGUCACCCCAGCUGAUGGUGGGAGUUCCUGGUGUGCUCAAGGGAGCUGUGCUGACACCCUCACUGAAGGCAGCUCUGUCUUCUCCUGGGGCUACGAUGAGUUUGAUAAAGCUGCCACACAACAAGUUGAGCAGAUGUUCAGAGACAUUGAUGAGUUUCUCUACGAGCAGAAGGACAGUGUGCAUGCUGAGGGACUCAGGGAGGAAUGCCAGCAGUGGGCAUCCCACUUCCCUCACCUCAGGGUUGUGGGGAGGCAGAUUGUGAUCCCCACGGAUGAAGGGUAUGGCUGGUAUUCAGGUUCACCUUCUGGUAGUUCGGUGUCCACAGACGUAAGUUCACCACGAGAAAAAGAUUCCAAUGAAAUUAGUGUUUUUGGCAAGAAGGUGCCUCUUUCAGUUACCCCCCUUCACAAAAGGGCAACCCGCUCCACGUCCCCAACCUUGUGCUCUCCAGAGAGUGAGGAAGGUGAAGAUGGAGUGAUUGUCUCUGAAGGCAUCGUGGAGGAAUAUUUUGCAUUUGACCACAGAGAUGUGGAGGAGGAGUUGCAUGAGAGGAAAAUGGGGCUCUCCUCUGGUAGACGGAAAUUGGGUUUUCCUCCUGUCUCUCCAUAUUCCUGCAUGAAGGAUUCUGUGCUCACAUUUGUGUUUGAUGAUGUGUGGAGUGAAGUCUUAGGCUGCAUGGAAGAAUUAAUCUGCAGACACUGGGAAGGGUCAGGCUCUGAUGAUGAGAAAAACAUUGUAACAGUAGAAACGAUCAGAGCAGAUGCUGGAAGCCCUCUGCAGUUUGAUCCUCUGCCAGCCUUGUUGCCUCUUGUGCCACACACGAAAAUGCCCCCAGUGACAGCAGAUGUGGUGAAUGUCUCCCAAGGGUCAAGUAGUGGCUCUCAACACAAUCUAAAUGGCUUGAUGGUGAUUCAUGGGAUCCAGUUACAGCAAAGGAAUCUGCCUGUAGUGGAGAAAACACUGGAGCUGGAUGACAGACGGCCAGGCUCCAGUUCCACCCUCUCCACCAGGGCGUGGCCAAAUCGUCCCCUGGAGCUCAGCACAUCAUCCCUGUCACGACCCACCAGGAGGUGGAACCCACCACCACGGACCCUGCACCCCAUCCACACCAGCCCCUCUCGCACGGGGACCCCGGGGUCUGUGGACGAGCUCUUCAGAGGAACCCGACUUCUGACUGCACAGGAGCAGCUCACCUCACCCUCACCACUGCUGCUGAACAGAAAUACCCUCCUGCCACCCAUCCCCACCAGCUCUGGGGCAGAGCAUGGGAGCACUGCAGGAUCCCAGAGGCAAACGAAAUCUCGAAGGAGCUCCAGUCAGGCUCACAGUGUGACAACCCAAGAAGAUCCCCACCAGCAGCUGCUCAUCUUGCCUGAUCACCUUUCCAGGCCCAACACAACCACUGCCUUCUUGCCAGACCCACAGCACCGCCGUUCUUGCACGGUUAUUGAUUAUAGCAAUCAGUCCUGGACAAGGAGAGGAUCAGCAGGUUCAGGUCUUCAGCUGCACAGUUCUGUGAAAGGCCACAGACGAAGUGGAUCAGUGACAAAAAGCAAACAAGGGUUCUGA